AUGGCGGAGUUCGAUCUCGACGUCGGCGCGGCCAUGAGGCUGUACCACGGCGACGACGGGCUGAUGCCCACGCUCCAGAUCGCGGAUCUACGCGCGCUCCAGAGCAAAGACGGCAACUCCGAUGACUCGAACAAACGAUUCCGCGUGAUGCUCUCCGACGGCCAGCACUACGUCACUGCCAUGCUCAGCUCGCAGCUCAACCCGCUCGUACUCGACGGAAAACUCGAGAAGUUCACGGUCGUCAAGCUCACCGAGUACCUCUGCCAGACGAUCAACAACCGCAAGAUCAUCAUCGCGCUCCAGCUCAACGUCGGGGGCAAACCCUUGGACAUCAUCGGCCAGCCCAUCGCGUGCGAGCAAGCCGCGUCGUCCGGCGACGCGCCCCAACCGCCGAUGGGUGGAAACCAGCCCUCGGCUCCGCGCACCCUGGGAGCGGGUGGCAACUACGGUCAGCCGCAGAACACCUACGGCGGCGCGGGUGGCAACUACGGUCAGCCCCAGCAGACGUUCGGGAACUACGGCAACUACGGCGGCGGCGUCCCGGGCGGGAAUUACGGCGCUCCUCCCGGCGGCGGCCAGCCCCCGGCGGGCCAGCCCGCGCCGUCCUACGGGGGCUACGGCGCCAACCCCAACCAGCAGAACAUCCCGCCGCAGUACUCCAACCGCGGUGCCGUGAUGCGAAACGAAGCUCCGCACAGGAUCACCCCGAUCUCCUCUCUGAACCCGUACAUGAACCGCUGGACGAUCAGGGUGCGGGUCACCAACCAGCCCGCGAUUCGAACCUGGCACAACGCGAGGGGCGACGGUAAGGUUCUCAACGUCGACCUGCUGGACUCCGAAGGCGGCGAGAUCAAGGCUGUGUGCUUCAACGACACCGCGGAGAAGUUCUCACAGGUUUUCCAAGGUGGUCGCGUGUACGACAUCUCCAAGGGGGCCAUCUCCCAGGUCAAGAACAAGAAGUACAGCGGGGGAGCCGAGUUUGAGAUUCGCCUCGACAACACCUCCCUCGUCGACGAGGUCACGGAUCCGCAGGCUGUCGCGAGCAUCAAGAAGAUCCACUACAACUUUCAGAAGAUCGCGUCCAUCGAGGACGCCAUGGUGGGUGGCAUGAUCGACGUCAUCGGCGUCGUGCACACCGUCGGCGACCUCGCCACCAUCAUGAAGCGCGACGGCGGCGAGACGAGCAAGCGCUCAGUGCACAUCCGCGACGACAGCGGCGCAUCCGUGGAGCUCACGAUGUGGGCGCCGCACGCGGUCGACAUCGGCGGCAAGCUCGAGGCCAUGGUCAACGGGGGCGAGCACCCCGUGCUCGCGGUCAAGAACGGCCGCGUGGGUGAGUUUCAGGGCAAGAACAUCGGCACCGUCGGCUCCACCAACAUCGACGUCAAUCCCGACCUCACCGAGGCUGCCAAGCUCAGGCACUGGUACGACGCGGAGGGGGGCGCGACGGCGACGGUGGCCACCCUCGGCGGCGGCGGCGGCGGCGGCGGCAAGGGCGAUCGCUGCGUCUCGAUCGCGCAGCUCAAGGAUGAGAUCGCCCAGAUCGGGGCCAACCCCCCUUUCUGGGUGCAGUGCCGCUGCCACAUCACCUACAUCAAGGCUCCCCAGGACUCGGGCCCUUAUUAUCCCGCGUGUCCGCUCCAGAACGGCGACCGCAUGUGCCAGAAGAAGCUCAGGUUCGACGAGGCCCAGGGCUCCUGGAACUGCGAGCGCCACUCGGGUGAGCACGUUCCCCACUGCGAGUGGCGCUACAUCCUCAACAUGACCGUCUCCGAUCACACCGGUCAGCACUGGGUCUCCGCGUUUGGCGACCAAGGAGACGUCAUCAUGGGCAUGAAGGCUUCCGAGCUGCACCGGCUGUACAACGACAACCACGCCGCGUACGAGCAGGCGCUCCAGAACGCCAACUUCACCUCGCACAUGAUGAAGCUCAAGGUCAAGGAGGACAACUACAACGGCGAGACCAGGCCCAAGACUGAGCUCAGCAGGAUCGAGGUAAUCGACUACGUCGCCGAGUCCAAGAGGAUGCUGGACAAGAUCGCCAAGCUCCACGCGGGUCAGAGCAUCGACGAGCCACGACCUCCCGCUCGCGGAUCCAUGGGCAUGGGCGGCGCCUACGGUGCUAACGCGGGCAUGAACGGCGGCGCUCCUCCCCCGGCGUACGGCGGCGCGGCCGGCGGCUUCGGCGGCCAGGGUUUCAACAACGACGCAGGAUGGAACCAAGGCGGAGGCGGAGCAGGGGGAAACUACAACAACUACGGCGGCGACGCCGGCGGCGGCUGGGGAGGAGGAGGAGGAGGAGGAGGAGGAGGCGGCCAGAGCGGCCAGUGCUUUACUUGCGGUCAGACCGGCCACUGGACCAGGGACUGCCCCAACAAGCAGGGCGGUGGAGGCCAGUACGGCGGCGGCGGCGGCAGGGGCGGCGGUUCCGGUGGAAAAUCUGGAAAAUGUCACAAGUGCGGCCAACUCGGCCACUGGGCCAGGGAUUGUCCGGGAGGCGGCGGCGGCGGCUACGGCGGCGGCGGCGGCUACGGCGGCGGCGGUGGCGGCUACGGGGGAGGAGGAGGUGGUGGCGGAUGGGGCGGCGGCGGCGGGGAAUGGUAAGGGACACGCGCGAGAGGGAAAGAGUUUCGACGUGAUGUGCAGUGUGAGUGUGAUGGAUGGACGUGAGUGAAUUUUGAAUAAAACCGGAGCGAAAUGUUCUCCUUUUU
Messenger RNA from Micromonas commoda, 2711 nucleotides. RefSeq lists its product with no specific name. Gene Ontology annotation, biological process: meiotic cell cycle; double-strand break repair via homologous recombination; telomere maintenance via telomerase. Gene Ontology annotation, molecular function: single-stranded telomeric DNA binding; zinc ion binding; damaged DNA binding. NCBI's taxonomy places the organism in Eukaryota, Viridiplantae, Chlorophyta, Mamiellophyceae, Mamiellales, Mamiellaceae. Gene Ontology annotation, cellular component: DNA replication factor A complex; nucleus. The transcript has 3 exons. Bases 1 to 2604 code for a protein of 867 amino acids. The record is from RefSeq and is a predicted model, not a curated record.